Messenger RNA from Spinacia oleracea (spinach), 696 nucleotides. RefSeq lists its product as uncharacterized. NCBI's taxonomy places the organism in Eukaryota, Viridiplantae, Streptophyta, Magnoliopsida, Caryophyllales, Amaranthaceae. The transcript has 4 exons. The coding region runs from base 1 to 696 and encodes 231 amino acids. The record is from RefSeq and is a predicted model, not a curated record.
AUGAACAAAGAGAUUGAAGCUCUUACUUCUAAUGACACUUGGGGGAUUUGUGUACUUCUUAUAGGUAAGAAAGCUAUUGGUUGCAAAUGGGUGUACAAGGUUAAGCCAAAAAAGGAUGGUUCCGUUGAAAGGUAUAAAGCCUGGCUUGUUGUUCAUCAAGUAGACAUUAACAAUGCAUUCUUGCAUGGUGAUUUGACAGAGGAGGUAUACAUGAAAGUUCCUGAUGGGAUUCCUAAUUCAGAUAACAAAGUAUGCAAGCUCAGAAAAUCUCUAUAUGGUUUGAAGCAGGCUAGCAGACAAUGGGUUCAGACUGGUGUUAUUCUAACACAAUCUAAGUUUACAAGAGAACUCCCAGCAGAAUGUGGAAUGAAUGUCUCUAAAUCAGCCAAAACACCUCUUCCAGUCAAGCUCAAGUUGAUUUCUUUAGAUGAUGUACCUUAUGCUGAUCCUACUCAGUAUAGGUGUUUGUUGGUCAAGGAAUUUCCAUACAAUCUUCUUCACAAUUGGUUUUUAGAGGCUUAUUGUGACUCUGAUUGGGCUGCAUGCCCUGACACUAGAAGAUAUGUAACUGGUUAUGUCAUGCUACUAGGCAAUAGUCCUAUUUCUUGGAAAUCCAAGAAACAAAGUACUAUUUCAUGGUCAUCUUCUGAAGCCGAGUAUAGAGCUAUGGCUGCUGCAGCUUCAGAGAUCACCUAG